GAAACUUCACACUCCGGUACAGUAGGUGGCGGUAUGCACCUGUUGAAGUUGGUUGCGAUCCGCCAAUCAAAUUAGAGAAGAAGAAGGAAGUAGUCCCAACAGUAGAUCGCUACAACACACAGCUUAACUGCCGCGCGCUGUUCGCGGCGUCGACGGACUAUCCGUUUGGUGUUUAAUCAACGGGAAUGCGCGGUCUCACCGAACCAAGCGGAUCGUCACACAACCCAAAAUGGCGCUAUGUUUACGUCUCUGUAUAAUCGUGUAUUAUCUCUAAAAAGUCUCAUGGAGAGCUUCGGUGAUUUCAUUCUCUGGGAAAGAUAAUUUGACGAUUUAAGCAACACCUGCGACAACCCGGACAUUCGGUAAUGACCAUUUGAGGCACGUAUCUUAACUUAUUUAUACAUAUCUGACGGUUAGGCCUGAGGUUAGCUACAUAGUUAAGUCAAAGAAGUACAAUAUUACGUGUAAUGUGUUGCUUUGUCCACUGCUUUCCAUUCAUCAAAGUUAACAGCUAACGUUACCAGUUAAACGUUAUGAGCCUGGUACCACUCUUAAGAGAACCCCCCCACUUACCUAUUACUUUGAUUUGUACUAACAUGUAGCUUUUCAUUAUUCAUGCUUGUGUUUUAGCAGAUCUGUGACUACUAAGUUCACCAGCAGCAGUAGGAAGGAUGCAGGCUGAAGCCACAGACUCCUCACUGAGAGAGGGCAUUGAGGCUCUGGGGGUGCACGACGCAGAGAAACCUGCAGCAGGCAAAGAGGAAGAGGGCGACACACACGAACAGGACACGGACAUGACAGCUGCCACGGAAGAGGAUGCAAACACCAAGAAUGAAAAGGCUGCAGUGGAAAGAGAAGUACACAAGGAUGAACCUCAGGCAGACACGGGGGUGGGAGGUGGAGAGGGAAAGCAGGCUGCGGGAGUGGACGGUGAAUGGGAGCUUGCGUACAGUGACGAGGAAAUGGAGGACCCCAAAAACUGGAUGCCCCCUCCUGCCGAGAUCAAAAGACUGUAUGAGCUCCUCUCUAAAGGGGAGAUGCUGGAACUGAACUUUGAGCCCCUUCCUAGGAGGCCCCCUACUCCCGAUCGUACCCCCUCACCUGAAAGAGAGGACGAGCAAGGGGCAGCAAAGGAAAGACAGAGGGAGGAGAGAGACCGCAGGCCUCUAAGUCCAACUGAGUUUGACUUUGAUGAAGAGCAAACACAAGCCACGCCGAAAAAUGCCUUUGUGAACAGACGCAGAACACCAGGAUCUUCGGCCCGCUCCUCUGUGAAAAGGGAAGCUCGGCUGGACAAGGUGCUGUCUGACAUGAAACGCCACCGCAAAAUGGAGGAGCACAUCAUGCGUACGGGCCGAGAUCUCUUCAAGAGCGAAAAGAAGCAGGAGGCGGCUCUGUCUCCGAACAGCCAGAAGGAGCGGGAGAAGGAGAGGGAACGAGACAGCAACCCCAACACCAUCUUCUCCCCGAGACAGAGGAGAUACUGAAGUAUUAAGAGACGAGGACUUGCUCACAGGCAAAUAGGGCCAAGUGCUUUCCAGGCUUUUCUCAAAACUUGAAUUUUUUUAUCUAACAAGUUUUGUAUGUUUUCUAUGUGUGUUUUGUAUGUUGGCAAUAAACAUUUGAACCCA
Messenger RNA from Anarrhichthys ocellatus (wolf-eel), 1631 nucleotides. RefSeq names its product PAXIP1 associated glutamate-rich protein 1 (gene pagr1). Gene Ontology annotation, cellular component: MLL3/4 complex. Gene Ontology annotation, molecular function: nuclear estrogen receptor binding. Gene Ontology annotation, biological process: positive regulation of cell cycle G1/S phase transition; positive regulation of intracellular estrogen receptor signaling pathway. The transcript has 4 exons. Lineage: Eukaryota; Metazoa; Chordata; Actinopteri; Perciformes; Anarhichadidae. Bases 672 to 1487 code for a protein of 271 amino acids. The record is from RefSeq and is a predicted model, not a curated record.